Physeter macrocephalus (sperm whale) is the source of this 3828-nucleotide messenger RNA. It is a transcript of the gene HTR2B, whose product is annotated as 5-hydroxytryptamine receptor 2B. The record is from RefSeq and is a predicted model, not a curated record. Gene Ontology annotation, biological process: heart development; regulation of behavior; smooth muscle contraction. Gene Ontology annotation, cellular component: plasma membrane; dendrite. The transcript has 3 exons. The coding region runs from base 295 to 1803 and encodes 502 amino acids. Lineage: Eukaryota; Metazoa; Chordata; Mammalia; Artiodactyla; Physeteridae. Gene Ontology annotation, molecular function: G protein-coupled serotonin receptor activity; neurotransmitter receptor activity.
CUAGGGGGAACUCUCUGGCAUUCAAAUUCAAACUCGACUCCACCACUACAAGAAAAAAAAAAGAGGGAGAGAGAGAAACCAAAAAUAGUCUUUUUUUUCCACAGCUAUCAGUUUCUUUCACUAAGCCUUCUGAAACCUGAACCUCUGCAGAAUACUGAACACUUGGGCCUUACCUACAGGCAUGGACAACUGUAUGUAUGCUCUCAUUUUAUAGAACUUGAAAUUCUUUUUUUAAGGAAGGAGUCAACUUUGGCCUUGAGUGUUUGGCAUGGGUAUAAAGGCUUAAAAACGCAGAUGACCAGCUUAGCUACUGACCAUGCUGACCACUGUCUGGAAUCGGAUCAAAUUAAAGAAAAACAACAAAUGGCUCUCUCUUAUAGAAUAUUCGAACAACGCACAAUUCCUGAGCACAUUUUGCAGAGCUCAUUUGACCACUUGAUCUCUUCUAACUGGUCUGGAUUACAGACAGAAUCGAUACCAGACGAAAUGAAACAGAUUGUUGAGGAACAGGGAAAUAAGCUGCGCUGGGCAGCUCUUCUGAUACUCAUGGUGAUAAUACCCACAAUUGGUGGAAACAUCCUUGUUAUUCUGGCUGUUGCACUGGAGAAAAAGUUACAGUAUGCUACCAAUUAUUUCCUAAUGUCACUGGCAGUGGCUGAUUUGCUAGUUGGAUUGUUUGUGAUGCCGAUUGCCCUCUUGACAAUAAUGUUUGAGGCUAUGUGGCCCCUCCCACUCGUUCUAUGCCCUGCCUGGUUAUUUCUUGACGUUCUUUUUUCUACUGCAUCCAUCAUGCAUCUUUGUGCCAUUUCAGUGGAUCGUUACAUAGCCAUCAAAAAGCCAAUCCAGGCCAAUCAAUAUAACUCACGAGCUACAGCAUUCAUCAAGAUUACAGUGGUGUGGUUAAUUUCCAUAGGCAUUGCCAUUCCAGUCCCUAUUAAAGGUAUAGACACUGAUGUGGGUAACCCAAACAACAUCACUUGUGGGCUGACAAAGGAUCGCUUUGGCAAUUUCAUGCUCUUUGGCUCAUUGGCUUCCUUCUUUACACCUCUGGUGAUCAUGAUUGUCACCUACUUUCUCACUAUCCAUGCUUUACAGAAGAAAGCUUACUUGGUCAAAAACAAGCCACCUCAACGCCUAAUGUGGUUGACUGUGUCCACAGUGUUCCAAAGGGAUGAAACAACUUGCUCAUCACCAGAAAAAGUGGCAAUGCUGGAUGGUUCUCACAAGGACAAAACCCUCCCCAAUGCAAGUGAUGACAUACUUAUGCGAAGAACGUCCACAGUAGGAAAAAAGUCAGUGCAGACCAUUUCCAAUGAACAGAGAGCCUCAAAGGUUCUAGGGAUUGUGUUUUUCCUCUUUUUGCUUAUGUGGUGCCCCUUUUUUAUUACAAAUAUAACUUUAGCUUUAUGUGAUUCCUGCAACCAGACUACUCUCAAAAUGCUCCUGGAGAUAUUUGUGUGGAUAGGCUAUGUUUCCUCAGGGGUGAAUCCUCUGGUCUACACCCUCUUCAACAAGACAUUUCGGGAUGCAUUUGGCCGGUACAUCACCUGCAAUUACCGGGCCACGAAAUCAGUAAAAACUCUCAGAAAAUGCUCCGGUAAUGUGUACUUCCAGAAUCCAAUGGCAGAGAACUCUAAAUUUUUUAUGAAUCAUAGAAUGCGAAAUGGCAUUAAUCCUGCCAUGUACCAGAGCCCAAUGAGGCUCCGAAGUUCAACCAUUCAGUCUUCAUCAAUCAUUUUACUAGAUACACUUCUCACCGAAAAUGAAGGUGACAAAACUGAAGAGCAAAUCAGUUAUGUAUAGAGUAAUGGCACAGUUUUUAUGUAACUAAUAUAAUGAUGAAUAAGUUAAAGAUAUACCAAGAAUUACAUAAAGAAGAACUUUAUAUCAUGUAUCAAAAAUCAUCUCUUUAAAUUAAGAAUUAUGUAUUAAGAUUAUCCAAUUUUCUUUAUUUGGGCAAAAUUAUUCUAACGAAAAAAAUCAUUUUUGUAUAGUUGCAAAUUAAAACAAUCCAGCACACUAGUUAAAUGUUAAGAUAGUCAAAUGAAAUAAAAUUAAUCAAUAAACUUCUGGCUUACAAAAAAACAAUGUCACCAUAAGAAUUUAUUUAGUUCCUAAUUGUAUGCAAAGCUAUGCUAACAAUGAAAUAAACAAGUAUUAACCUUGUCUUCAAGGCGUUAAAGACAUAAGGCAUAACACAGAACAACAGUGAUAGGAACAGAGGACUAAAUAUAAGUGCAUAAAAUAAUGAUCACAUCUGAAAGUAAGCUGAGAUUGCCAUUCAUAGUCUGGCUUAGUUAAAUGUAGUCACAAUUUUGCACUGAUCAGGAAACUGUCUUGAUGGAAGGGGUAGGGAGAGUAGUUGGACAUCACACAAAGUGACACGGUCUUAGUACUAGAGCUGUUUGUUAGGUGGCUCACACCAGGCAUCUACUCAGCAGAGGUGGGUCUACCGGAGGAGGAGGAGAAAGCAAAUGAAACCAGUCUUGGGUACCUAAACCUAAUUAUGUUUCUCAAAGAGCCUGUGCAUUAUGUUUCUCAAAGAGCAUGCAAUAAGGCAUGGGACAUUAUUAAUCCAGGAACCUAAAUUUUAAUGAUCUUAUAAAUGAGAUCAUGGCUGCCUAAGCUUCCCCAAAGACUUGGUUGAACUUCUGGUACAAAAUUUUUUAUUCAUCCAUUUGUUACUUUGCACUACUAGAUCUGGAAUAAAUCCAAUCUAUGCCCUUUACUAACUAACUGAUUGAAUUUACAAAAAGUACUUAAUUUCUCAGUUUCCUCAUCUACAUUUCAUAGGGUUCUUAUGAGAAUGAGUUCAUGUGGGUACUCUGUAAAUGGUAGCCAAUUCUAUUUACUUUUGAUAUUUUAUUUUAAUUUUUAAAUUAUUUUGUUUAUUUUUGGCGGUGUUGGGUCUUCGUUGCUACGCGCGGGCUUUCUCUAGUUGUGGAGAGCGGGGGCUACUCCUCGUUGCGGUGCGCAGGCUUCUCACUGCAGUGGCUUCUCUUGUUGUGGAGCACGGGCUCUAGGCACGCAGGUUUCAGUAGUUGUGGCACGUGGGCUCAGUAGUUGUGUCUUGUGGGCUCCAGAGCGCAGGCUCAGUAGUUGUGGUGCAUGGGCUUAGCUGCUCCGCGGCAUGUGGGAUCUUCCUGGACCAGGGCUCGAACCCGUGUCCCCUGCGUUGGCAGGCGGAUUCUUAACCACUGCGCCACCAGGGAAGCCCUUGAUAUUUUAUUUUUAUGCUAUUCACAUAAAUGGUGAAUAAAUUUAGGCUGAGGGAAUCUGCAGUGAAGACAGCCCAUAUCUUAUUAGCCUUUCCUUUUCAGGUUGACCCAUUCUUAUGCCUCAACCUAUUGCUCCAUCCUGGCUCCCUUCCAGGCAACACAGUUUAAGAAAAUUAUCAAAGAAAUAUGCUGGCUAUGGAGAAGCUCACUCAGCAUAAGGGAACCAGGUAUAUAAAAUUCAAAUGGCAGAAUCCUUUCCUAGAACAUGGUUCUAUUACAGCUCUUAUGGGCUCUACGUCACCUGCCAGAAAGAGUAUACCUUACAAAUUUAACUCCUAAAUCGUCAAAACUUUAGGCAUUUUUGCCACAACUCUUUUUUCAGCAGUGUUAAGCAUGGGUUAUUUCCGCAUGAAAGGAUGCUUAACAUCACUAAUCGUUAGAGAAAUACAAAUCAAAACUACAAUGAGGUAUCACCUCAUACUGGUCAGAAUGGCCAUCAUCAACAAAACUACGAACAAUAAAAGCUGGAGAGGGUGUGGAGAAAAGGGAACCCUCUUGCACUGUUGGUGGGAAUGUAAAUUGAUACAGCCACUAUGGAGAACAGUAUGGA